GCCUUCUCAGAAGCGGUUGAUUACACAUGUAUGUACGCCACGGCGAGGGGUAAUACGAGGAUCGCUUCUCACCAUAUAGUCACUGUACCUAGGUUGAUAGAAUUGAAUAGCACCGGGCACCCGUUGACGUAUAAGUAUGGUAGAAUGCUCCAUCGUCGCCCAUUCUCCAGGUCUGCAUUAAAUCCAAACCUUGCUUUCAUAGUGAGUCGAUUCGCCUGAAACUACCCUCUCCUCAAGCCAAAAUGUCGAACCUAGCGCUGGUGGUGCAUGGGUCCGAGCUCCGACAAGAGUCGAUUGCCAUCCCCUCGCCAGCCCCGCACCAAGUCCUGGUCCGUUUGUCUCACGUUGCUCAGAAUCCGACCGACAUCCAAGCCCUCGAUGGAAAAGCCUUCGGGGAUGGAGCCGUGCUCGGCUGCGAUUUCGUCGGCGAGGUCGUGGCGUUGGGCGAUGCCGUGACGCGAUUUGCCAAGGGGGAUGUCGUGGCAGCCUUGAUCUGGGGUGGCGAAAUCCCCGGUCUCGGCGGGUACAGUCACUACACGCUGGCCGACGAACGCAUCGCCUUCAAGCUGCCUCCGGGGGAUGGGAUCUCCCGCGAGGAAGCGAGUACCGUGCCCCUGGCCGCCGCGACGGCAUGGCUGGCUCUAUUCGCCAAGGGGUGUCUGGAUAUUGAUCGCGAUCGGUGCCAGGGGAGGAGUGUGCUGGUCUGGGGUGGUAGCUCGAGCGUCGGUCUAUACACCGUCCAACUCGCCUCCCUGUACGGCCUCGAGGUAGUGACCACAUGCAGCCCGCGCCACGCCGAUCUGGUCCGCGCGUCCGGCGCCGCGCACGUCUUCGACUACCGGGACGCGGACGUCGUCGACAAGAUCCGCACGGCCGCGCCCGCCCUGCACUACGUCUUCGACACGAUCGGCAACGAAACCUCGUCCGUGAUCGCCUCGCGGGCGGUCCGGGCCGGCGGCAAUGUCUGCACCGUGCGGCCAGGCAAGACCUACAGUGAGAAUGUCGCGUCGGGGGUCCAGGUGACGAGUGUGUUGGUGUUCACGGCGUUCCUGAAGGACCAUUCGUAUGGGCCGUAUAAGUGGCCGGCAUCCCAAGAGGACCAUGAGCUGGCCAGUGAGUUCUUCGACCUUGUGCCGGAUCUACUGGCGUCGGGGAAGAUUAAGCCGAGUCGGCCGAAGGUGCUGGGAGGACUGGAGGCUGUGCCGGAUGGGUUCCAGGAGUAUCGGGAUGGGAAGAUCUCGGGGUAUAAGAUCGUCUAUCGGAUUUGAUGGCACGUGAAUCUAGGGUUGCAGAGAAAAGUUGUGAACGGGAGCUGUAGAUACGACUAAGCUUUAGGGUCAAAGAAAGGCCAAGCGGCCAAGAGGAGAUUGAAACGUGAGGCCGAAGCGGAAAAAGCAAAAAACGACAGCAGUCGGAUUUGAACCGACGCCUCCGAAGAGAAUAGAUUUCUAGUCUAUCGCCUUAGACCGCUCGGCCAUACUGUCUUGUGUGAUAGAACC
Aspergillus fijiensis CBS 313.89 is the source of this 1499-nucleotide messenger RNA. Its product is annotated as zinc-binding alcohol dehydrogenase family protein. Gene Ontology annotation, molecular function: oxidoreductase activity, acting on NAD(P)H. The coding region runs from base 243 to 1268 and encodes 341 amino acids. The record is from RefSeq and is a predicted model, not a curated record. NCBI's taxonomy places the organism in Eukaryota, Fungi, Ascomycota, Eurotiomycetes, Eurotiales, Aspergillaceae. The transcript is spliced from 5 exons.